GAAGAUACACUCCCAGAUAGUAGUGCAGUACUGGUAGUAGAGCUAGGAAAGUUCGAUGGCGUGCAGUAGAGCAAUGGUAGCCAUGAUAGGACUCGUCGUCGCCGCGCUGCUCUUCCCAGCAGCUUUGUCAUCCACGCGGCCGGAUCAGCUUAUCUCCAUGACUACCGAUGGCCAGUACCAUAGUACACGUCCAGUAGUGACCAUAGCCGACGGUCUCACUGCGGACUACCAUGACGUGUCGUGCCCCGAUCUGCGGGGCAUCGUGCGCACCGCCGUGGUAGAAGCCGUACAGGGAGAUAUCACCAUCGCCGCUGACCUCCUCCGUAUGUUCUUCCACGACUGCUUCCCGCAGGGAUGCGAUGCGUCAAUUCUUUUGCUGGGAACUCCAUGGAGUGAGAUGAGAAUGCCGCCGAACCUCUCUCUAGAUAUCAGGCGGAAAGUGGCGUUCCUCAUGGAAGACAUCCGCGCCAAGGUGCACGAAGCCUGUGGACCCACCGUCUCCUGCGCCGACAUCAUGGCCCUUGCCACUCACGACGCCGUUGUAGCGUCAGGUGGCAAACCCUACCAUGUGCCACUCGGUAGGCUUGACAGCUUCGAGCCCGCGCCGCUGAGGUUUGUCGAGGAGCUCCCGCCCCCCACCUUCAGCAUUGACCAACUUAUAGCUGCCUUCAGAAGCCGCAGCCUCGACGAGAAAGACCUCGUGGUGCUCUCUGGUGCGCAUACCAUUGGGAAAGCUCGUUGCGCCACCUUCAGCGACCGUUUCCCCAACUCCGACUCUGAUGACUUUGUUCGAAGGCUACAAGAUAACUGCACCACCGACGUGAACCGCCGUCAGGACCUCGAUGUUACCACCCCGGAAAAGUUCGACAACAAGUACUACAUCAACCUCAAGCAGGGGAAGGGGGUUCUUACCUCCGAUGUGCAGCUCCUCCUCAACAAGACUACCCGAGGAUACGUGAACGACUUUGCCGACAAUGAGUGGUGGUUCUGGAACCAGUUCGGCAGCUCCAUGAGCAAGAUGGGGAUGCUCCAGGGACCUCAAGGGAACGUCGGCCGCAUCCGCCAGCAGUGCUACUAGUCUCAUCGUGCGUCCAACCUAGGAGGUGUUUGCUGCCUGCGUUCUGCUUCCUUCAGAUGGGAUCGUUUUUUUUUAUGUUCAAAAUAAGAGGAGAUCACAUAGUAACUAUGUUGAAGACGACUGUUAAUUUCCUUGUAAUAAGGAGUAGCAGCCUGGCUCUACCCCUUUAUCACACGAAAUUUACUACUUCUAGUA
This is a messenger RNA of Aegilops tauschii subsp. strangulata, 1273 nucleotides long. Its product is annotated as cationic peroxidase SPC4. Gene Ontology annotation, molecular function: heme binding; peroxidase activity. The record is from RefSeq and is a predicted model, not a curated record. NCBI's taxonomy places the organism in Eukaryota, Viridiplantae, Streptophyta, Magnoliopsida, Poales, Poaceae. Gene Ontology annotation, biological process: hydrogen peroxide catabolic process; response to oxidative stress.